Molecule: messenger RNA, 1663 nt
Organism: Acyrthosiphon pisum (pea aphid)
Lineage: Eukaryota; Metazoa; Arthropoda; Insecta; Hemiptera; Aphididae
Gene: Uvrag
Product: UV-resistance associated gene
Exons: 8
Coding region: 215-1576 (453 amino acids)
Biological process (GO): SNARE complex assembly
Cellular component (GO): endosome; lytic vacuole
Molecular function (GO): SNARE binding
Source: RefSeq, a predicted model, not a curated record
UACUGAAUAGUCGGUUAUGUAGGUAAUUAAUUAAUAUUAUAAAUUUUCGCCCAUCAUCUAUAUUUUUUUUAAAGUAUGUUUUCCGUUAAAUGUUCAAAACUAUAUGUAUCGAGUCGUAAAACCAAAUAAUAGUCAUCAAAUAAACAAAUACAUUUUUAUAGAAUUUCAAUGACUCAGUGGGCGACAGAAGGUAUGGUGAAUAGUACACAUCGGAAUGAAAAUAACGAUGUUAAAAUCUGAAACCGUCCGUUCUCAAGAAUGGGUGCCUUUUGUUACUCAACAACAAAGGCUCAGAAAUUUAAUUCAAAUCAAUGGUUACAAUCUUUGUGAUGAUCCAGAAUGUACUGCUAAUACAACUUCCUAUUAUUACACAUUACAUUUAACAACAAUGUGUGCUCCUUUGUAUACUAGUGAAAAAGUUAGCGGCCGUAAUCCAAAAUGGACGAAAAUGGAUAUUUGUAGUUCAAUUGGAUCUGCUAAAGCGGUUGUAAUACGAUUGUGGAGAGCUACAGAUGACCAAACAAAAGUUUUGUUUGUUUGGGGCAUUGAACUAAGUGGUCUUUUGUAUAUAACUCCGAUGUCAUUAAAUCCAAAAAUGUUUCAUUCUAAUUCUUUAGUAUUUUGUAUGACUGGAGGAAAUUAUACUGCUCCACAUUGCAUUGCUGAAGAUCAGCCUACUUUAGCUCGCAUUACUCAUCUUACUUUACCUGUAAAAGAUGUUAGAUUAAGUGGUACGCUUUUACAACUGACAAGAAUGCAUAAUAUUCAACGAGUAACUAGUAAACAAAGAGAAGCAGCAACUUUAUUAAAAGAAAAAGUAGUUCAAGGUGAAAUUGGUUUGAACGAAAAUCGAACUGGAAGACAUCAAAGUGCUACAAUACGUAGAUUGAUGAACAAAGAAAUUGGACAAAAACCAUCUCGUCAGAGUAUUCUAUGUAGGAGAAAAGAAAUUGAACUGGUAAAAUUUAGAGUAUUGUUGCUAUGUCAAGAAAAAUCUCGUAAAAUUGUCAUUCUUCGCAAUAAAACACUAACUAGUAAAACAUUUUAUGAUGCAAAUUGUAUAAAAAACAGCAAGCUAAUUGAAAUGAACGAAACACUUUGCAUCGAUAUCCAUCAGCUAAAACAAUCGAGUAAUACAUCUAACUCAGUUGACACAUUGUCCGCAUUAAAUAGUCAACUCAUUUAUCGGAAAAAACAACUUGUUUCAGAACUUAAUUUUAUAUAUCCUAUAACAGAGGUAAAUAACUAUGCUGUCUAUUUGCUGAACAAAAAUAUUGCCCAACUUCGAUGGUACAAUGGUUAUAGUACUAACGACUUGCGUACAACUUUAUACAAUUGUUUAGUUAUGUUACAACCACAAUCAAGUUUAUUAAAAUUACAAACUACAAAAUUCACAUCUUCAAAUUCUUCGCUAGAAUCUUCUUUAAAUGUACCACCCAGAUCUUCCAGAGAUGUUUAUAAAGAAGAUACUAGUAGUUCAGACGAUUCAAAAAUAAAAGGAAUACCUCACUCUUCUUCAGAUCCGUCACUAGCUGAUGAUAAAACGCAAGCGUACAAUGAUUUUAACUCAUCAUAACAUGUAUGAAAAUUCCUCAUAUUUAUAUUGGCCAAUGUUACCGACUGUUAUAUUAAUUAAAUAUUUUAAGACUGGUCUGUUUGAUUA